CAGGUGUCGUUCACACCGCGGCCUCGCGCGCCUCGUCUCGUUAAUCACUCGUGUUCGCUAUUGUUAUAGCGCGUCGUACAGCCAUCUUUGUCAAAUUACAAGAGAUUCAUUUCAAUAAUUCGGUUGUGUUAACAAAUGGAACAAAACGUAUAUACUAAUACCGACACGUUAUGUGACAAAAUCGUUUACUUAAAACAUUCUCUUUUGUUUUAUCGCUGACGCUUCACUGAAUGGAAGCGUUACGACGGUGUUAACGAUCAGUCCGUCUACCAGUCUACCAUUAUAAUGAUGGAUGAUGUCGUCUAUUGCAAAAACUGUGUUAAGUGUUCGUUUUAAUAAAUAAUGUGAAGGGUGGUAUUUGUGUUUAUGUUUGACUCUACAUGUGAUGAAAACUGCGUCGUAAUUUGUCGUACACAUUGCAUAAAUGAGUGGAAUGGCGUUGCGGACUGCGCGGGCCGGAGCAUGCGCGCCAGUUUUCUCGGAGUCGCUGGGAACGCACUGAGUGGCCUUCGUUUAUGUGCAUAUCAAAAUGGGAAGGUCUAGGUUCCCCGGUAAACCACUAAAAUUCCACAACAGAAAGCGCAUCAGCGUUCUAUCGGGCACUGUUUACCAUGAAACUGCUCCAGAGAAUAGUUCAGCCAGCCGAGGCUCGGCUGCCAACGACUUUUCUGGGGAGAAAGAGGAAGAAGAGAAGAAGGAGAAUAAUAGUGAAAAUGAUUCAAAAAUAAAUGGUGAUAAUAAGACCAACAAUAAUUUAGAUAAAUCAGACAAUCAGGAUAACGCUGAAUCAUCAAAGUCUCCUGUCCGAACAAGGUCCCAUAAUAAAAUGGAGCCUCCAAAAAACGAUAAACCUAAACCAGUGAAAAAGACAGUAACAUUUGGUACAGUUGAAAGUUGUGAGGAUAUAUUCUUGCCAUUAAAGAAGGUUCCAAUAAAACAUCAUGCACCACUCGUGCCAAUUAUAAAGAAAAAAUCAGCACUCAAACAAACUGAAUAUUCUACAUUCAAUAGUAUUUUGAAGCCAGCCAAAUUAACAGAUCUCAGCUCCAAAUCCUCAUUGGAACCUCAAGAAGGUUAUUUAAGGAAGAACCUAAAUCCUUUAUCAAAAUCAACAAAUAAAUUUUCUCAAUUUAGUGAUAUCAGAAGUACUUCACCGCCUCCAAGAAUCACAUCGCCUAUUGAAAAGAAGAAUAGCACUAAUAAGUUUGAAUUGCCCAUAAGGAGUAGUCAUUCAUCAAGAGUUAUAAAACCUAAUAAAAGGUUUAUUGAUGGUGAUGAACAAUCAUCACUUCCUAGUCUCUCCUCUGGCAAAGUUCUUAAGAAACCAAAAUUGAAGAGGCUAGUUUUCAACAACUUACAUGAUGACGAGGACAGUGCUGAAGAUGAGGAAUUAGAUAAAACAAAUGAUGUUGAUAAAACUCGAGAAAAAUCUUUACCUACAUCAAGUUUGUUUAAGGAUAAAACAACAAAUUCAUUUUCAAACCUCAGCAACACUGGGAACAGAAAGGUUAUCAGAGACUUCUUUUCAUAUGACAAAGAACCUGAGUGUAAUCAAGAUGAAAAUUCGAAUGUGGAGAGCCUUGAUAGGAUAAAGUCACCAGAUGGUAAUAAAGAAGAAAGAUCAGGACAUGCUAUGCGAAAGCUCAUGGAUAUUUCUGAUGCAAGCUCAACUAGUACUAGUGCCUCUGAGUCAGAAGAAAGCUGGGAUAGUGACAGUGGGGAAGCUACUGGUGAGGAAGGUGAACGACAACCACCAUUGAGUCCUGAGAAAGAUAAGACAUCUGCCUCACAGUUAUUAAGCGGGAAGGUGAUUAUAAGGGAAGCAAGGUUACAACUUACUUCUACAGCCACUUCCACAACUGGGCUUGAUGGACCCUUCUCAGCUUUAACGGCAGUAUCAUCCAAUAACCAACCAGCAACAGUCACUUGCGGGGUUUGUGGAGCAGUGAGAUUCUACAAAUUUGUGAGACAGGCAAGAAAAUUUGGAAUAUAUUCCUGUGAGUCAUGCCGAAAAUUUAUUUCGAAAUUACUGAAGAAAGACAAAAUGGUUUUACGAACAUCACCUGUGGUUACUCAUUGUGUGCGGGGAGAAGGCAAUUGUCAUGUUCCACCAGUAGUUCGCUCUCAGCAGUGGAAAUUACUCAAGUGUACUAAUAAAUCCCGAUGUCCUGCUUGUUGGCUAAAGCUAUGUCUCAAAGCUUUCCAAGUUCCACCUCACAUUAGAGCCACUUUGACUGCUAUGCUGCCGUCUUAUAUGAGAAGUGGAUCCAAACCCUCUGGGCCCUUGACUCAAACACAUCCAUUAAGAAUAGCAUCCAGUACAUCACCAACCCAGUCAACAUUCAGUACUUUGGCUUCUGAGAGUGAAAAUACUCUCUUUGCCGUAAAACCAGUUAAAAAACCGUCAGAUGACACCGAUAAAACUGAGGAAACUAAAACAGCUAAAGGUCUCCAAACUAACGACGAAUCCAAGGAAGAUGUUAAUGCCAGCAGAAAACGUCGUAUUACUCGGACUAAAGUUAGAAAGAAAGACAAAAGCGAGUCCAAACAAACUGAGGAUACGAAGCGACAAAAAAUGGAACUCAAAGGACCUAGAGUUAAACAUGUUUGUAGAAGUGCCUCCAUCGUCCUUGGACAGCCAAUUGCAACAUUCCCCACUCAAGAAGAGAAGGAUAAAGACAAAACUCAGCAAUCAGAUGACGAUUCAACCAUGCCAGUUAUUGACAAGGAUAGAAUUACGCCAGAUUCAUCUUGUGAUUCAGAACACGAUGUUGAGAAUAAACCAGUACAAGUGGUACCUGAAGCCAUAAUGAAGGAAAGUGAUCAAGAAAUAUUAGAACCCAAGAAGAGAAAGAUUGAAGUUGCUCCCAAACCACAAACCAAAAAUGAGUCCAGUGAAGAUGAGACUGUCAUGGAUAUUGUUCCAAGAAAACCUACUUUGAAACCUUUUACCAACAUCACCAAUGUACGCGGGCGCGCCCAGAAGUGUGGACAAAACAGACCUGAACUUAUUUGUGUCGAUUUUUGGGAGAGCUAUGAUCCUGAUGAAGUUUGCAAUUCUGGCUUUGGUUUGAUUGGGACUAUGCCAUUCACUCUCGCCAAACUUUGCUUCUUAUGCGGCAGUGCUGGUCGAGAAAAGAUGUUAGUAUGCAGCAGCUGUUGUGAGUGGUAUCAUGUGUGGUGCGCUGAGGAGGCUGGCGGUGGAGGGUCGUGGACUUGCGCCCGUUGCGUAUGGUGCGCUGCAUGCGCUCGACCUGCUGCAAGACUGCGCUGCCGCUCCUGUGCGAGACCAUACCACGCCGCUUGUCUGCCGUCUGCCCCACCUGACCAUCGAAGUGACUGGCCACAGAUCUGCAGUUCAUGUCUAAAAUGCAAGAGUUGUGACAGCAACAGGGUGAACAAAUUUGUUGGCAGCUUACCUUUCUGCAGACCUUGCUUCAAGUUACGUCAAAAAGGCAAUUAUUGCCCUCUAUGUCAAGCUUGUUACAGAGAUAAUGAUUUUGAUAGCAAGAUGAUGGAGUGCGGUUGGUGUGCUAGAUGGGUUCAUGCAAGCUGUGAAGGCCUGUCUGGUGAGGGAUACCAGCUUUUAUCCGCAUUACCACCAUCUAUUGAAUACAUAUGCUGUAAAUGUAUGCCUAAUGACCCUCCCUGGAGAAAAAUGCUAACAGAACAUCUCAAAGGAAGACUACUACAUCUUCUUAAAUUACUGGCCAAGAACAAAAAGGCUUGCGCAUUAUUGAAAUUGACGCCUCAUAAGAAUACUCCAGUUCCGAAUAAACCAUAUCGAUUGAUGUCACCCCAAGCUAUAAGAAAAUUGCAUUUUGACGGUGGGGAUGAGUCCAUGAAGAAUACAUCUGAAACAAAAGUGUACAGAAAUACCUCAAGGGGACGUAGAAAUACACAAAAUAAAUUUGACGAUCUAAAUUCGUCCCAAAUAUGGCACUGCUCAUCGCUGUUAAAUGACGUAGAAAUGGAUAAAGAGGAAAUUCCACACACCACACACAAAGUGGUUAAUCUCCAAGAACCUUUGAUGCAGAAUAAAGAGAUAUGCUUUUCAACUGGACUCUAUAGCAACAAGGCAGAUUUUAAUACACCAUGUGUGGAAGUACACGAGAAUUACCCGCCACAGAAAACAGAAAAAGCAACCACAAUGUUGCCAACUCUUGAUGACAAGUAUGAACCAAUAUCUGAUGAUGAAGAACCCACGAAAUCCUUCUCACAAGCUCGAAGUGAACAAGACUUAAGUCCUGCCAUAAUAAGACAAGCAAAUAUUGACGAUAGUCUUGAAGACUUGGGCAGGUUAAUUUCGCCGUCGCUACUAGAUAUAAAGAAGAGAGUAAACAGUGAUGAAUACAUCUCAUUAAAAGAUUUUAAUCAUGACAUGAAAGAGGUUAUUGAGAGGACGGCAAGCGUAGAUCUGACUUCAAUAUACAAAGAUCUAUUCUCUGAAACAUUUCCUUGGUUUGAUUGUGAAAAUAAUUGCCUUCAGCCAAACUUGGAAGUAGAGGGCGAACAGGAAGAGACUGAUUCAAUUAAAGAUAUUGAGAUGACGGAUACAAAGGGGAUUAAGAAUACUACGCAAGUGGAAAGAACUCUUGAUCAAAUAGUUCCUAAGUUGGAAUCUGUCAGCCAGAAGGAAGAAACGGAAAUAUUAGAGUUUUAUCCAAUGGUUGACUCUCGUAUUUGCGUUUUGUGCAAAACUUGUGGCGAUGGAUCACCGGCUAUGGAAGGGCGACUAUUGUAUUGCGGUCAAAAUGAUUGGAUUCAUGCCAAUUGUGCUUUAUGGUCUGCGGAAGUGUUUGAAGAAAUUGAUGGUUCUCUUCAAAAUGUUCAUUCAGCAAUAUCAAGAGGAAAAAUGAUCAAGUGUGCAGAGUGUGAAGUUAAAGGGGCUAGUGUAGGUUGCUGUGCCAAGAACUGUAGUGAAACAUAUCAUUAUGCAUGCGCAAGAAAAGCAACAUGUGCUUUUAUGGAUGACAAAAGAGUAUUCUGUCCCACUCAUGGAAAAGAUGUACCAAAGAAAAGUCUACAAAAGAACGCAGAUUUUGAAUUGACUAGACCAGUUUAUGUUGAACUAGAUAAAAAGAAGAAAAGGUACACGGAAAUAAACAAAGUACAAUUUUUAAUGGGUUCAUUAACAGUGCACAGCCUUGGCAAGAUUGUACCUUCUGUGUCUGAUUAUGAAGAUUUCUUAAUGCCAGUAGAUUUUUCUUGUAGCCGUCUGUUUUGGUCAUGUAAAAAACCAUCUAAAAUUGUACGCUAUACAAUUAAGACUAAACUCAUACUGGCUGAACCGAUGCCUGGAUUCGACUUUGGCGUCAACAUAACUGUUGAUCAUUCUAUGGAUGUGCAAGUUGUAGACCGUGUCAUGGCAGAAAUUGGCGCAUGGCAUGAAAGCAUAGAAACGGGAUCAAGUAAAACCGUUCUUAUGUUAAAGAGUGAUAAGUCGCCUAUUAAAUUCGGAAAAACUGUUACGCUAGAAGAUCUGGCUGUAAAACAAGUCGUGGAAUAUUUGCUAGAUAAUCUUUGCAAGCAAGAACAACAAGACGAAGAGGAACCGCAAAACACUGCGGAUCUAUUGCCCCCUGAGGUUAAAGAUGCUAUAUUUGAGGAUCUAAAUCACGAUCUUCUUGAUGGAAUAUCCAUGCAAGAUAUUUUCCCUAAACUCAUGUCCUAUGAGGAUCUGGCAGGUAUAGAUUUAAAGGGUGAGUUCUAUGGCGCUAUAAGUCAAUCAGACGACAAGUCAGAUUCUCGUUCUAGUGAUUUUAUUGAUGAAUUGCUUAAUGCUCGUUUGGAAUCUGGUAAUAAAGAACUUAAGCGGAGCAAAUCCGAAAUGUUACUACAAAAUCACAAUCUAAAGUCUCUGACAACAGGCCGCGGACAACAAAGAUCGUCAAGUUUAACCUGGAACAAUAAAUUUGACACAAGCUUACUUUCUUCUACCAUAAAGAGAUGCAAGAUGGGAAAGACGUCUACCGUGACUGGAAAACUGAGUCCUAUUCAGCGAAUUAUAGAAAAUCCAUUAGAAACGAUAAAAGAAAUAGAAAGAAGCAGUGUAGACAAGAAAUCUAAACCAGAAACUAGUACUAGCAUUUGCAGUGAAACGGGCCAUUCUUCUGGCCUCAAUUACAGAACAACAUCGCCUAAACAAAAAGAAGAGUCUAAUGCAGACAAAAACAAUAAAUCUGAAGGAUAUUAUACGGACGUCAUAGAUUUUUAUACUAAAAUCCAAUGUAGCCCUAUAUCUCAAUUGGAUGGUGCCGCUGAUUGGUCAGGCUCUGAGAGCAAUUGUAGUUCAAGACCAAGCAGUCCUCAAGAUGACUUUACGAAUAUUCAACAACUAGACGGGGCUGAAGAUCAUCAUCCCUGUGACAAUACGCCCAAAAAUCAAAACAAUCAGUUUCUGUAUCGAGCUAGUGGUACUGAAAGCACCUAUACUGUGACCAUCGCUGGUAACUCUAUUAGUGGACAGCCGGAACUUGUCAUGAGACCUCUUGACGACCCAUCUGGUAAUUCAGGACAAGGAGAACAACUAGUGAGAUGCGAUAGAUGUCAAUGUACAUACAGAAACAAGGAAUCCUACGACCGCCAUAUUCCAUCGUGUGACAUGAUGUCAACAAGUGAAAGUGAAAGCGAAAAUCCUAAAUCUCCUGAAAACAGAACUCUGACUACUUUGCAAAAUGCUUUCCAAGGAGCAUUUGCCCAACCUAUGAUUAUACAUGCAGGCGUCGUAAGUAACACCGAAAAUACUGUAAAGGCCGAAGGUAUUUCAGCGAGAAGAACCAGUAUAAAUACUAGACAAAUCACUAUUAAUGGCACCAUAGUAGAAACUCCAUCACCAGGCCCAUCAAAUGAAAUGACAAUGACAAUUACAGAGCAAAUGAAAUCUGGAACUGUUAUAUUUGAUCAAAGCAAGACUACUAAUGUUCAGGUAUCUGCUAACCAACAAGUUUUAUCAUCUCCACAGAUAGUCGUAACGCCUCAAAUGCUACUACCACCUAAAACAAGUACAUCUGCCGGACAAAAAAUGAUGGCCCCACAAAUAAUCACACAACCUGGACUUUUACCAUAUAAUAUUUGUGUUAAACCUGGAUCAAGCAAUGCAAAUAUACAGCAGAUUCAAGGAACUGAUAUGACACAAUUACUAGCUGGUGGCGGUGGUAUUCAAGUGCUGACUUCCAACUCCAAUCAAGUCUUGACUAUACCAAAUCAAGGGAUGAUCCAAGGAAAAAAUCAAGUUACAAACUUUCCAAAUAUGGCAAGUGCGUCUUCUAUCACUUUACCUGUAAACUCUAUUCAGGGCAUGCCUAAUACGUCGAUAAUACAAAAUAUUCAACCCAUGAUUCGACCGCAAAUACAGAGUAACCCCACUAUUGUAGUGCCAGCUAUGACGGCCCAAAGGCUUGCUUCACCUAAUUCUCAAAAGCAGAUUUUAAUACCGAGUGCACCACAAAAGUCUCCUAAAAAGCAACCUGCACAGGUUCAGCCCAAACCAAUAUUUCAAGCAAAUCGUGGAAGAGGUAGACCGAUGCCAAAACCAACAACAAUUAAGAGGCAAACUAAAUUGGAGAAAACAUUUACAACUAUUAAUCAAAGUCCUUUAGGACCUGGCAAUACUGUUAUACAAUUACAGACGAAUAAUCAAACAGGUCAGCCAUCUAUUAUUGUACAGCCGGUUGCUAACCAAAACAUCAUGUCGGCUUAUGUAGAAGCUUUAUCUCAGCAGCAGAAUCAAAAUAUGCAAUACAUUGCGACUAUUGCACCUCAAAGUGAUUUCAAAACUGGACCUACUCAAUUUAUCUCACAAGGCGGACUAAUGCCACAGACAUUCCAAUUACAACAAACAGAAUCUGGGGGUCUUGUUGCUGUACCCAGUGGAGGUAUACCUGUUUUAUUACCACAGGGGAAUGUUGGAAUUUUACCUCAGACGAUACAGCAAGGAACUAUUCUUCCCCAAGGUGCAAUUCAGACUCAAGGAAUAUUAUCCCAAGGACCUAAUGGUCAUACUAUCUUACCCCAAGCAAUACACACACAAAAUGGUACUACUAUCAUACCUCAAGGAACUAUUCAAGGACUUACAAAUGGAAAUAUAACGUCACAAACUGCGACUUUAAUACCAAAUAAUACAUUACAAAGUGCCGGAGCCACAGUGGUACCACAAAGUGGCAUAAGUAAUGGUCAAACUACCAUAAUUCCGAAUGCGCUUUCAUCGCAAGGCAAUACAUUAAUAUCAUCCGCGCCUGGCACAACAAUACUUCCUCAAGGGACAAUUUUACCGCAGUUUUGCAAUGAUCAGGUGCUUCUAGGGUCAACACCUACCCUUGAAAUGGUUACGGAUCCAUCUGGAUGCAUGUAUUUAACGACUACGCAGCCCGUCUAUUAUGGUUUGGAGACAAUUGUUCAAAAUACAGUUAUGUCAUCACAGCAAUUUGUAUCGACAGCUAUGCAAGGAGUAUUGGCGCAGAAUAGUAGCUUUUCUGCAACAACCACACAAGUAUUCCAAGCGAGUAAAAUAGAACCCAUUGUUGAGGUACCCACUGGAUAUGUUGUUGUUAAUAACGUUGGUGAUGCUGUAGCAUCACAAGCUGUUUCAUCAACACCGAAUGUAGUAACCGCAGUCCAAUCAUCACCGCCGGCACUGAAAAAUGUGAAAACUUCAGUUCCUAACUUAACAUUGCAACCGUUACCUGACAAGCAGUGUAACAAUAGACAGGCGCCUAAAGUAAUUCAAAUGAAUGCACCACCUCUUGCUAUCGGAUCACAAUCAGGAAAUAUAAUGAAUGGAAAGCAAGGAUUGAACCCAAUAACAUCCCAGAUACAUAGCAUGACGCUAUCAAACAACACUCAAAGUAUGCAAAGAGUGAACAUUUCUAAACACAAUAACGUGUCCAUGUCACCAAAUGUUACUCUUGUUUCGUCAACAGGACAACCAUUGAUGGCAAUUUCUCAGUCUGUACCUAAUACUAUGAAUUCAUUUUCAAUUCAAUCGAUACCUUUAGCACAACCAAUAGUUUCAAGUUCUAUUGCGCCAUCAAAUAAAAACACAAUGAAAAUAGAAAACUCUCAUGUCAUAGAAAUAAGUGGAAACUUGCACGAGAGUUCAAAUUGUACAAGCUUACCUACAAUAAGUGUCACACAGAGCAUGAAAUCUCCGACUCCGUGGAGGCAACAGGAUAAUAAAACUGAGCUUCAUAACAUUGGACUAAAGACUUCUCAAAGUUCGACCCUGAAUAUUCAAAAUAAUAUGAUUUCAGGAAGACAGAUGUCACUCUCUGAUUCAGGAAAGGACAAUCAAAAUUGCAUGAUGUCAGUAAAUAACAGUGCCAACUCCAUGAACCAUCAAUUUGAAUCGAGUAUAAAUGUAUCUCAUCACUCAUCGGCCCAUACGACUUCUAACAACAUGAUCCAAAUAACAGCUGGUAAUAUCUAUCCACCGUCAUCAUCAAUGAGUAGUAAUUUUGAUGCUGACACAACAAUGAAGCUAAGCAAAAUUAACGCUCUGUCAAAAACUGAAGGAGGACAUAUGAAUUUUUCACAGGAAAUAAUGGCAUCACAUUCACAUCAAAAUUCUCACGAUAAAAAUUUCCAAAAUAUGGGUGCCAACGAUAAACACAAUUCUGAUAACAUGCACAACCAAAUUAAUAUACAUAAACUAAGUAGUUGUCAAGUGAAUGGAAACAUGAACAACUCGCCAUCAAUUAGUAUCAUUCCACCAAACAUGGUAAGACCACAAAUGCAAAACAAUCAAAACUCAAUAACCGUUGGCAAUAACCAGAAUCAAAUGUGCUCUAUUUCAAAUAAUUCACAUGGGCAGGUUCAACUUAUGAAUUCCGUCAACGCAUCAGCAAUGCAAAAUGUCAACAUGUCAUGUCAAGAGAUGGUGAACAAUAGAAUGAACAUGUCAGUAUCAAGUGAAAGCAACCAACACGAAAUGACUAACUCCAUAACAACAUCCAACAUGUCCCACGCUAAUAUACAAAUGAUGUCCCAUGAUAACAACCAACUUUCAACUACAAAUCAGAUACAAAUAAUGAACGGACAAAUACAGAAUAAUUGUUUGGUAGAGAAUAAUAGCCAGAUGCAGCUGAAUCAAGGGAAUCCAAACAGAUCGUUCCAUGAUAAUAUUAUCGGUAAUCAACAGGGCCACAAUCAAAACAACAUGCUGUCUAAUCGCAGUACACCGGAUACUAGCAAUUUAAUGAACCAAAGUAUGAAUCUACACAACAUGAAUAAUAACCACACCAUGAGCCGCAAUGAUCUAGGAGAAAUAAAUCAUAUGCACGUCAAUCAAACCUUACCUAAUAUGAAUAACAUGCAAAACAACAGAAUGAUGAUGGAUAAUAUGCAAUCCCAUGUAAUGAACAAUGUUAAUCACCAAAUGCAUACAAAUAACAGGCCUAUGGAUGCCAUGCAUAACCAGCAAAUGCAUUCAAUGCAACAAAUGAACCACCAUAUGAACAGCAACAACAAUCGUUCACAGAUGGACAACAACAUGCAUAAUAUGAGUCAACAAAUUUCAAUGCAACAAAAUAGACAAAUAGAUAAUGUUAGUCACCAUCACCAACAUCAGAUGUCUAAUAUGAUGCAGUUACAAAACAAUCGUCAACAUAACAUUGAUAACAAUUUAAUGGGUAUUCAUCAACAUGUAUCUAAUCAAAUGCACAACAGACAACAGAUGGAUAAUAACAUGCAUAUGCACCAUAAUAACGUAAAUAUGGGUUUGAGCGGCCAGCUAGAUAACACCGGUGUAAUGGCAAACAUGCAUGGCAAUAGGCACGACAAUACUCCAAUGUCAAUGCAGAAUAUAAAUGCCAUGAAUCAGAUGCAAAACAAUAGAAAUUCAAUGGAACAUAAUCACAUGCAACAUCAGAUCAACAAUAUGGGCUCUAUGAAUAAUAUGAAUUUGCAUAAUAAUAUAAACAAUUCGAUGCAAAUGCCGAACACCAAUCACCAGUCUAUAAAUAACCCAAUCAUGCAUAUGCCAAACAUACCAGAUAUUAAAAAUGAAAUUCAGAAUUCAUGCGGUGGAAGUUGCGCAAACAGCACCCAACAGUUUUCUAAUAACAAUCAGUCAACUUUCGAAAUGUGUGCAAAUAUGAGUUCUAAUAACAUGAAUAUGACGAACACUGGAAACAUGAUGCGUGGAAUGACUAUAAACAACACAAACAUGUCGAAUAAUAUGAUAAUAAAUAAUGUUAACAAUAACCCAUAUGGAUCCAAUAACCAGAACAACUUAACUGGCCAUGAUAUGCUUAUAAGUUGCAACAGUUCUACGGAACACAAUGUAUCAAAUCUGAUGUCUAGUAAUAGCAACCAUAUGAUGAUAAAUAAUACUCAAACACACAACAACGGCAACCAAAACCAGAUUAUGGGUAAUCAAGUCCAAAAUAACCCACAAAUUAACAUAAAUAGUUGUAGCAUGAACACCAAUAAUUCGACUCAAUCAACAAUAUCCAAUAUUGAUAAUCAAAUUAAUAGAAACAAUAUGGCUGUUAACGAACAAGCCAAAUUUGUACAAGAACCAGUUAGAGGCAAGAAUAUUAUGGGCCCUCCAACAAAUAUUCCUAUAACAAAUAUUUCCAAUAAUGAUUGCGCUAAAGUUAAUAUGGGUAACAACGAUAAACAAAAUCAUACUAUAUCAGUUAGUAAUCAACUAGGUUAUAUGCAAAUGAAUCCUCCGAAUGGCAAUAGAAUUAUCAAUCUUCCGGAAAGAAGUAGGCUAAAUAAUUCAAACCUAGAAAAUAAUGUCAAUCAACAUGUACCACAGCAACAUAACAUUCGUGUUGUGACCAAUAACAACACAAACAAUAUGACUGGAAUUACAAAUGAUUCUAUGACAUACCAACAAAAAAGUGAAAGCAGCACCAUGAUAAAUGUGCCUUUUCAGGCCAUACCUAACAGUGCCCCAAUGAAUAUCAAUGUCAAUUCCAGCAACAAUACCGUCAACAUAACAGUUCAAAACAAUUUGGUCGAUCCCAAGAUUGCGUCUAAAGCUGCAGCAGAUUUAAAUUUCCCAUUGCAAUCUACCGACAAUAUGAUUUGCAUACCUGUCCAAAAUAACACCAUUAGCUUACCGACCCAAAACAGUUCAAGUAUUACCCUACCUAAAGCACCAUCUACUCAACAAUCCGGUAUUCCGACUAAUGUCGUAAACCCUAUGUCAAUGCGGCCGAUGAAUAGAGUAUUGCCUCUACAUCGUGACGGACAAAGUAAAUCUUCUAAGACUUCGGGAACUAAAACACCUACUGUUCCUAAACAAAGACCUGUAAACCAAGAUAUGCCAGAUCUCAACAUGAAAGAUGAAAACAUGGAUAGCGAUCUUGAAAAAGCUAUAGAGGAAUCUAAGAAAUUAAUGGAACUAGAAAAGGCAAAAAAAGAAAAGGAAGAAAGAGAUGCUGUUCGAGCUGUAAAAUUAUCUACUGAAAUACAACAAGCAAACACUAGUUCCACAUCAUCUUCAGUUCUUGUUAACAGAAUCGAUACUGUAGUAAAUGUACCAAAAAUGACAUCUCUGCCCAGUUUAGAUGAAGAGAUGGAACAGGAGCCAGCAAAAGUUUUGACAGAAAAAGAUACAAACAAAACUGUCAUUCCAUCAAAAUUAACGAAUUCUACUACCAAAGUAUUAAAAAGGCCUUUAGUUGACAAAAAGGCUGAUGCUGAUGUAACGGCUGCUACUAAAAAACAGAAUAAGGUUUUGAAAGGUCAGGAAAAUAAGUUCUCUCAACCUAAACAAGUGCCAACACCACCUAAAGACGACGGCCCAAAAUUGAUAUACGAAGUAUCUUCAGAAGAUGGAUUCAACUAUUCUUCGUCCUCACUAACCGAUUUAUGGGCAAAAGUAAUCGACGCUGUGCAGAAUGCCCGGAAGCAAUCUGGCUUGCCUCUCAUUCAGUAUAACCUGCCAUCCACCCUGUCUGGCGCACAUUUACUAGGAUUAAAUAAUAACGCCUUAAGAUACCUCAUUGAACAGCUGCCAGGAGCUAAUCGUUGUUCUAAAUACAAAAUACGUCAAGGUCGUCCUCUCAAUAGCUGGGACAACGACUUGGACCUUAGCGAAGGUUUCAAAGAAAGUCCUUGGGGCAGCGCAAGAACCGGCCCAAUUUCAAGGAAACAGAAUCACGAUAUGUUCAGCUGGAUGGCUUCCCCGUUCAGAGAGGAACCACCUCCUUUUGGCGGCCAAGAAGGAGAAAGUACCAUCUCAAGACGCUUAGCAACUCUUCCACCGGCUAUGAGAUUCAGGCAGUUAAAAGAAACGUCAAAGGCCUCCGUCGGCGUCUACAGAUCUCACAUUCACGGUCGCGGACUUUUCUGCAAGAGAGAUAUUGAAGAAGGCGAUAUGGUGAUUGAAUAUGCUGGUGAAGUCAUCCGAGCCGUAUUGGCCGAUCAGCGUGAGAAGAAGUACGAGGCGAUGAGCGGUCGCCGCGGCGUGGGAGGUUGCUACAUGUUCCGUAUAGACGACAACCUGGUUGUGGACGCAACGCUCAAGGGAAACGCGGCCAGAUUCAUCAACCACUCGUGUGAUCCAAACUGCUACUCCCGCGUUGUGGAUAUCCACGGCCAUAAACACAUUCUCAUCUUCGCUCUAAGGCGCAUAACUAUUGGAGAGGAACUUACCUACGACUACAAGUUCCCAUUCGAAGAAGUCAAAAUCCCAUGUACAUGCGGCGCCAAGAAGUGCCGCAAGUAUCUAAACUAACGAGUUCAUGAGUAAACAGUGUGUGAACGAUGGUGUCAAUUAUCUCUGGACGAGAUCAGACAAAAAAGUGAACAACCUGUAUAAGAGAACACAGAAACAGUACUAUCUAUUUACUUGCAUAGCAUAAUUAUAUAAGUACAUUUCGGAUUAUUACUAGGAAAUAUAAGUGUAUCACCGUGAGGUUCUGUUGUAUCCGGGAAUGGAAGUCAUACCUUAUAAUGAUUGUUGUCUAGGAUAAUGUUUUUAGGUGCAGAAUGUAAUGCUGGGUCGAGCACAAUUUAAUAUGUACAUAUUUAAGACAAUAAGUCCGAAUCACAUAUCGCGUUCCCCACCUGUAUAACAAAGUGCCACUGUAGGGAAACAGUUAUCAUGAAUCUUGUUAUGAUCUCUUUAUGAAUCUACCCAGUGUUUAGAUAUUGUUGGAUUGUAUAUUAUAUUGGUUUUAUAUGAAUGAAUAAUUCUUAUUUUGUGAUAAGUUUUUUUUUUUUUAAUAUACAUUGUGUAAAUAUUUUUUAAGUUGUAUCCGUUCUUAGGGUGGUAAUUUAAGGGUGGGUGUACAUUGCGUGCACUAUAUAGAGAUGUGAUACGUGUUAAGCCGAGUUUCGGAAUGCGAAUGGUUAGUGCAUAGUGUAUUUGUUCCUCAUUUUGUUCUAAUUUCUUCACUUGUGAUCAUUUAAGUCUCGACUAACUUGUAAAUAUUUGAAGGAAUUUUAUUCUUAAAUAAGUACAUUUGAAUGGGUAGCGAAGUUGAGUACAAUGUUACUUUCAUAUUAUUUUGUAAUUUUAAUAAGUAUUGUAUAGAGAAAUGUGUACAUAAGAGAAAAAUUAUCUGUCAUAAUAAUGAAUUUAAGCGACAAAUCGUUUUAAUGUAGUCAUAUUCGUAGUGGUAUUUUAGAUCAUUAUGUAAUGUAUAUAAUAAGUUAUUUGGUGUAUGGAUUGGCUUGUAUCAAGGGUCGGGCUGAUAUCCGUGGCGUCUAUGAAUCCUGGCCGAUAUUCGUUUCAACAUCAGAUGCACAUUAUUAGCUUUAAAAGUUUUUAGCACAGUUUAUGUUAAAAACCAGUAAUUGUUGUUUUAAAUACAAUAAGUUUUUGUUCGUUGUCGAGUGUUGUAAUGAACUUAUUUAUUGAACAUCACAUUAUCAUCACACAUAUUUAAUGAUACCAGUGUUUAUAUAAAAUAGUGUUAGACCAGAUAUAUGAUGUCUCCAUCGAGGGACGCACGUAUUAAAUAGUGCUGAUAAAAUGAAAUAAUCAAUAGCUAUAGUCAAUACAUAUAUUGUACAGCACUUUCAAGCGGAAUUCAAACAAUGUUAAGUUUCAAUAAUUUUUAAGCUUUUUUUUAAUGUAAAAAGUUUUUAUAAGAGUGCCCUGUGUCGUGAAGCGGAAAUAAUACAAAAAAAAUCUCAUGUCUCCUCUCCGUUAUAUCAAAUUUCCGUCUGAUCUAGCUUUAUUAUAUAACGAUAUUGUUAGCGGUUUAGUUUUCAAAUUGUAAAAUUUACACAUUGUUUUUCUUUUUUUACAUUUACGCACUUACCUUCGAAACAAAAAAAAAAAGUUGUGGACUAGUCUUUAGGAAUUAAAUUUUUAUAGCCAUAACGCGGCGUCCCACAAGUGGGAUGGUAACGUUUUGAUCGACACAUUGUAGAAGUUGUACAUCGAGUAACGAUAAUAAAUAACAAAGUACAGGUAAUUUUAAUCAAUAUGAAUUAUUAUUAACAUCUAUUUUUAAUAUAAGUUUUUUAUUCGUGUAAUAUUAAUGUGAUUUAUUUUUUUUUUUCGAUUUUCUACCUUCUCACAUUUUAUGGCCUGGACCCUGACAGUUGUGUUGUUAAAUCGUGUUUAAUUUAAGCGCAUGUGCAUUUUAUUUAGUCCUGUAUACAAGAAAAAAAAAUAAAUUAAAAAGACCCAAUCACAAAGUGAUGACGGAUUGAUAUCUGUUGAUUAUUUUAAGUGGAAAAAAAUGUCUGCUCUUGAUAUUAUUUGUGUUGAAAAUAAUGCUUUUAUUUUUAAUGUACACAUGCCAUUUUGCCUAAUAUUAUUAUAAAUUAUAUUAUAUUGCUUUAAAAGCACCAAUUUUACAAUGCAUAGUUCUAUGACCUGUCUAUACAUUUUAUUACUUUAUUUAUUUCUAUCAUUAUUUUGUAUUGUGGUAAAUUUUACCAAAAAUAAAAAUACUAAAAUGUGCUUUA
Molecule: messenger RNA, 15882 nt
Organism: Danaus plexippus (monarch butterfly)
Lineage: Eukaryota; Metazoa; Arthropoda; Insecta; Lepidoptera; Nymphalidae
Gene: trx
Product: histone-lysine N-methyltransferase trithorax
Exons: 13
Coding region: 530-13693 (4387 amino acids)
Biological process (GO): positive regulation of DNA-templated transcription
Cellular component (GO): nucleus; histone methyltransferase complex
Molecular function (GO): protein binding; sequence-specific DNA binding; histone H3K4 methyltransferase activity
Source: RefSeq, a predicted model, not a curated record